UGGUCGGAGAAGGAGAGAUGUGCGUUUUUUCUCUCCGUAGUAGAUCCCAUGACCUGAAAAGGGAGUUGUGCAUAUUCGUAGUGCAUGAUUUUAAGUGCUAAAUCUGUGAUAGAUGUGCCAUAGGUCAGUUCGUUUCGGAAAAUUGAAUACCUGUUCAGUGUUUUGUUUUAGAGUUUCCGAAAUUCAAAAUAUAGAAAUAUUAGGAAAACGUGUGUAAUGACACAGCAAUGCAGGGCAGGAAAUGUCGUGUAGAUUGCCUGUGUAAAUUAAAAUACAGUGGAUUGAUCUCAUUCUUUCCUUAAUGAAGUAAGUGUUCUAUUGUGCAAAUGACCCUUGCAACAGCGUGAGUGUAAUGGAGAUGCGCGACUUAAUAUCCGUGUCAGAUUGAAAGGUUCGGUUGCACAUCUUGCAAAAUGACACUCGGGCCAGUGCAACGAGGAAUGUAAAUAAUCUUAUCUUCGCGAUAAGACCCGAGAUUUUGUGCGCUAUGAAGAUGUGUCAUUUUUCGAAGACGUCGCGCGUGAUUUUGCAUACGGGUUGAUGUUGAUGAGAGAUUCACGCUGCACUGGGGUUGCAAUAUUCAUCUCCUCUGGCGACUGGUAUGGUCUUAUGUGAGAUCGUCCGUCGGCUGUGAAAGUGAUUGCACAAGGAACUAAAUCAUGCACGUUGCUAGCACUGGGAAGCGUGGCCAUUCCUGAGCAUCCUUGGGAGAGCGAAGCCCCUGCGACGGAGGCCAUGGAGGAGAAGCCGAGGAAGCCCCGUGUCAUAUACAACCCAAACCGGAACAACAACAGCAACAACAGCGAUGGAGGUGUCGACGUCCCUCACUUCACCUCCCACUUGACCCCUCACCUGACCUCGGGCGUGGCGGGCGAGGUGGAGGCCCAGGACGCCCUCGCCGCCCACCUCAGCGAGACGUUCCGCACCGAGAUGUACUGGGAGGUCCACAAGGCGCGCCACUGCCCCAAGAAGGCGGGCUCGAGCCUCGACACGUCCCUGGAGGAGUUCGAGGACGAGGAGGACGAGGGCGAGGUGGGCGAUGACCGAGAGGCGUUCGAGGACGAGAGUGAGGACGGCGCCGACGGAGGCGACGAGGCGCGGGGCGGCGGCGGUGGCUCGGAGGAGAGCGGGUGCGAGACCGAGGCGACGCUGAAGGCCAGCGGGACCGACAGGGAGGACGGGAGCAGCGCCAGGUGCUGCGACACCGAGAUAAGCGACGUCGACGGAGGAGGAGGAGGAGGACUCCGCGCCAAGGAGGACGGCCAGGAGGAGGAGGUCAGCCUGGGGGAUGAGAACCGACUUGAGGACCACAUCCGGCCGGGCUGGAGGGAGGUGGAGCUGUUCAUCAAGGAGGAGGGGGAGGACGGGACGGCGCUCGGGAAGAAGCUCUCCGACAAGUCCUCCCCGCUGGGCGACACGGGGUCCUACUUCGGGAGCGCCGGGUCCUUCUUCAGCAGCACCGGGUCCCACAUUGGCAGUUCGGGCUCGCACAUCGCCAGCACGAGCUCCUACUUCGGCAGCUCGGGCUCCUACCUCGGGAGCCCCCACUCGGGGAAGGUGCAGAAGGGGACGAAGGCGGAGGAAGAGAGAGACGAGGGAAUCAAGACCGAUGCCAACGACACGGACUUGGGCGACGGUUCCGACUCGGACGACGGCGAAACCGACUUCAACGAGUCGGCCAUGGGCGAGUCGGAGUGCCACGACACCGACCUCGGCUGGUCGGAGUGCCACGACACCGACUUGGGCUGGUCCGAGUGCCACGAAACCGACUUGUGCGAAUCGGAGUGCAACAUCACGGACAUCGGCGGGUCAGAAUGCAACGAAACGGACAUAGGCGACUCGGAAUGCAACGAGAAGGAGGACGAGACGGACGAAGAAGAAGACGAAGGAGAAGACGAAGAAGAAGAAGAAUUAGAGAGCAACCGCAGUGAAAAUGACAACAACGCCAAAGCAGAUCCAAAGAAGACGAAAGAAACAGACGACGAAGAAGGAGCAGGCGAAGACAAGAAGAACAAAAAUCAAGCGACCAAACGAAAAGAGGAACCGAAGAGGAACAGCAAGAGCGCGCAACACGGCGAACUCGAACUCGAGAGACCCACGAGAGAGAGAGAAGUGCAGAGGAGAACGCAGAGACAGAGGGACGAACGAAUGAUGAAGAACCUGAGAACGCGAGAGACAUACUCCAGAUCUCGCUCGCCGCUCAAGGAAAGGGAGGAAGAAGACACUCGAAGGACGCGGGAGGUGGUCGCCCUCAAGACGCGCCUCGUGAAUCUGAGGAAAAUCAUCCACGAGAAGAACGAGGAGAUAAGGGAGCUCAAGACCCGGAUGAAGAUCGAGAAAAAGAAUGCCAUGGCGAGAGUAAUGGCGCUACAGAGAGACAAACAGACGCCCCCCGAGCUAGGCGUGCAGCUCGUGACGAGCGCCGAACUAACUCACCUCCGUCGGGAGCUCUCCGCCCUUCGUCAGGAGAAAGAGCGCCUGAGGACGGAGCUGGCGGCGAGGGUUACCAGCGAGCAAGAGAAGGCCCUGGAGCUGCGCAAGUGCAAACAAGAACACGAGAAACAAAUAAAGUUCGUUCGAGCCGAGACGAGGCGAGAGUGCGUGCGCGAGACGAGGGCCAUGAGCGAUCUGGAAAGGACGAUUGUGGCCAAGGAGAAGGAACUGAAGGAGCAACAGCAAGCUAUCCACAAGCUGGAGUGCGAGAAGCUGUAUCUCGGAGAGGAGAUCUUUAGAAUCACCGGCGUCGAAGAGGGAUUCUGGUCGGAUCAGACGCUCAAAAACAAGAUGGAGGUCGAACUCGAGCGUCCGCUGGAGUUCCGGGAGAAGGAGCGCCACCGCCAGCGCGAGGUGCAGGUCCUCAAGAAGAAGAAUUCCGAGCUGGCGACCAUCACGAGGAAGCUGGAGGAGAAAGUGCGCAGUCUCGAGAAGAAAACCAAAGAGUCGCCUUCUGCAGAGAGGCGAAACAACUACCUAGCGAGACAGAAGGAAAAGGACGCGAUGUACGAAAAGCAGCUGCUCGAACGAGACCGCGAGAUUCAGAGACUCAAAGUUCGAAUGAAGGAAUUGGUUCGAAAGCUCACCGGUAAAAAUGGCGAGAUCACGCGAGCGCAGAGCACCCUCGAGCUGGAGCAGAUCAUCCGCACCGUCGCCAAGGAGAGACUGCAGCUGGAGCGCCACCUGGCCGUCGCCAAUGAGGGUCUCUCUCGCGGCGAGGCGGACGUGGCGCGGCUGGCGUCGCUGGAGGAGACGAAUAACACCCUGAAGCAACAGUUGGAUGACCUGGAGCUGCUCACCCGCCAGCACCACACCCUCCAGAGGCACGUGCAGGAGAAGGACCUCGAGUGUGUCACCCUCAAGGAGAAGCUGAAGCUCAAGAACGAACUGUGUCAGGAUCUGGAUGUCGCUCUGCAACACCCAGAACAGGAGUGCCAACUAGCCCGCGUCAUUGAGAAAAAUACAGAGCUCACGAUACAGAAUUCGGAUCUUCAGAAGCAGAUACAGGAACUACAACAUGUCAGCGAAGAGUGCAAGACGCUGAAACACACCCUCACGCAGGUGGAGACGGACUGGUCGUCGGCCAAAGUUCAAGUCGGGAGCUUACAGGGCAAAGUCGGCACCCUGGAGUCUGUACUUCGGCUGGACGAUGUAUACGGGCUGGCAGAUGGUCCGCGAGCCAGGGGGGGCAACUCUCUCGAAGCCGUCCUGAUUCAAAUGAAAGAAGCUGCGGACAAGCGGCGAGAACUCGAGCGGCAACAUGCGGAGGCGUUGGCGCAGCUGCGGGAGCGCCAGUCGGCCAUCUCGGACACCAGCAGGUACAACGACAAGGAUCGCAAGGCUUCCGUCGAGGUUAUUGAGGCGCUGCAGUCCAAGAUCCGCGAGCUCGAGAAGAAGGCCGAGGCGCAGAACCUCCGGCAUGAAGAGCUCCUGCUGGAGAUGCAGAGCCUGAAGAAGGCCCAGGGCUCCCCCAAGAACUCGUGGUCGAGGUCGGGGUCCCUCAGCGCCGACCUCCAGAGCCCUGACUCCGGUGACGUCACUCCGGAUUCCAGUCAAAUUUUGUCCAAUGGUAGCACGGCCCGGUCGACACCAGUACCACCCUCCGGGAUGGGCAUGAGUCUGCCCCACGGCCUAGAUGUGUUCGGUUUGGUCGAUCUUCCCGAUUCUCUCUUGGUCCACCAACCCCCUCUGUCCACGUCACCCCUCGCUGGCCAAUCAGGCCUUACCUCCCUCAACUCGCUCUCGUCCUCGGGCGUGUACACGACCAACACCUCCUCCUCCUUGGUGGCCUCGGGCGUGGGCGGCGGGGGCGGCGGCGUUGGCGUUGGCGUAGGAAGUGGCGUGGGCGGUUUCCCCAAUGCGUCGCCGCUCCCGGGGUCCGCCAACCUCGAAAAUGCAGCCACGGAGAUCGAUCGCAUUAUGGCCAAAAUCGAGCAGGAUAAUAAGAUUCUCGCUGAGCUCGAGAAGUCGCGGUCGACCAUAGGUCCCCACGCCAAACACGUGCAGUUCUUGGACGGGUUCACGCCGGGGGUGUUCAUGAGUGGGUCCCACGGUGGCUCUCGUCACCACCACCACACGUACCCUUCCUAUCACCACCACACCUACCCUCCCCACCACCAGCACCACCCCAAGCACCACUCCAAGCACCACUACCACCAGAAGCACCACAGCUCGCUCUCCCUGAGCCACCAUUACGGGACGCACUCAUCCAACCACCCCCAGGCGUACCAACAGCGCCAGCAGCAGCAGCAGCAGCAGCAGCAGCGGCAGGGCUCACGGGCUCACCACUCCUCCUCUCGGACGCGGGUUCUCCCCCAACACCCUGGGCGCCACCGCUCAGUCGGCAAACCACCCACCACCACCACCUCCUCCUCCUCCGUGUCUGCAAUGUCCCGUAUCAAAAAUUUUCUCACAGUGCCGAAGCCUCACUUUGCUCGCUUUGAGCGGAACAGGUUAACCACGACCUCGACCGGAGUGACUUCCAUCAAAACGAGCGACUUGAUCACCUCUCUGGGCCUCGCCUCUCGCACCAUGGCGGGCAUCACGCCCUCCUCCUUUGCCAUGGCGGGCACGGGCAUGACCUCCCUCACCGGGGCGGUCACCACCACCGUCUCGGCAAUGGACCUCUCCAACCCCAUAGUGAACCCCUUAGGUAAUAACCCCCUGGGCAGUAACCCCUUAGGGAACAAUCCCCUCGGCCUGAUGGAUCCGACGCUGGCCUCGCAGAUGGGCGGCGCCAACCCCAGCCUGGGCCUGACCUCCCUCGGCGGCCUCUCCGGGACCAAUCUCCUGGGGGGCACCUCCCUGCCAGGCGUCUCCCUGCACAGCACAAACCCUCUUUCCGUAACCAACCCUGCCAGCCUGUCCGCGGGCCUCAGCGGCGUGGGCGUGGUGGGCACGGGCGUGGGCAUGGCAGGCGGGGGCAUCAGCAACCCUGUGUUCACCAGCGUCAACCCACUGCCCACCAUCAUCACCACGAGCUAUGACAAGGACGACAAGAACCUGGUGAACGGCAACAUCCCGGGGGUGCUGAUGCCACAGUACGAGACCGACAACAGAGUGCUGGACGUACUCGAGAUCCCGGGGAAAGGUCGCUGCCACGUCUACAUCGCCAGAUACUCCUACGACCCAUUCCAACACUCCCCCAACGAGAACCCUGAAGCUGAGCUGGCGGUGAAUGCUGGGGACUACGUGCUGGUGUGGGGCGCCAUGGAUGAGGUAGCACCAAGGACCAUUGAUGGAUUCUUUGACGGCGAACUGUUGGACGGAAGGCGGGGGCUCGUUCCUUCGAAUUUCGUGGAGAAGCUCGUCGGUGAAGACCUGAUUGAGUUCCAUCAGUCUGUGGUCAUGGGUCUGCGAGAUGGCGACGAGUCCAUGUCCACCUCAGUGCCACAGGACCUCGACUUCAUUUCACAAGACGAGUCGCAGUUGAUAGAUACGACGGCGCCUGUAAAGUUUGUUAAAAACAUCUUCAAGGGUGUCACAGGACUUUUCGGGCCAGGCGAUAAAAACGGGGCUCCCACAUUGGUGUCAACCGUGCUGGGGUCCACAGGGUCAGCCGCACAAGCUCUCAUCCCUAAGGGUCCGCUGAUACCCCAGACGAGCCAGGUGUCAGGGCUCCUCAACCCCCUGAGCUCCCUCAACCCCCUGGGAACGCAGGCAGGCCAGUCCCAGAAGCUGGCCCCGGGGCAGCAGAACCCUCCCCAGCACGGCGUCUUUACCGCCAAGUUGGCCGCCAACCAGACAAGACACAAUGCUUACACGAGCUACAUAGAUCUUGAAGAUAUCAUUGAGGAGGAAGAGGAGACGUUGGGAGAGCAUGAGAGACGACUCCUAGUUCAAGGCAAGCUGCUUAGUAGGCCUGAAAACCUCUUCUUCUCGGUGCUAGUCCCACCGCCGGUCCAGCUCACCCUCGAGAGACAGCUCAACAAGAGCAUCCUCAUCGGGUGGAACCCCCCGCCCGACGCGCCCCCAGGAUCCAUCGAGUCCUACCACGUCUACGUCAACGGACUCCUCAAGACCACAGUCCGGGCCAGCGAGAGGACACGGGCGCUGGUCGAGGGCGUCGACUCCACCAAGCUGCACCGGAUCAGCGUGCGCUCGGUGACGCCCAACCGCCGCACCUCCAGAGACGCCGCCUGUACCAUGGUGAUCGGGAAGGACGCGCCCUUGGGACCCACCAGCGUCAAGGCGACCUCCAUCACCUCCACCUCCGCCGUCAUAUCCUGGCUGCCUUCCAACUCAAACUUCCAGCACACCGUCUGCGUGAACAACGUGGAGGUGCGGACGGUCAAGCCAGGCGUGUAUCGGCAUACCAUCACAGGUCUCUCCCCCAACACGACCUACCGCGUGACCAUCCGGGCGAAGAACCUGCGGGCGCCGCAGUUCGACGAGAAGGCCACCAGGAACCAGGACCGCCUCUCCACCACCAUCGAGUUUCGCACGCUGCCCAAGGAUGCUGCAGGUUAUAUUGAUCCAAAAGGGCUUCCGGACCCCCCCGUGGACGUGCAGGUGGAGCCCGGCCCCCAGGAUGGCUCGCUGCUCGUCACGUGGCUGCCCGUCACCAUCAACAGCACUGGCGGCACGUCCAACGGCGCCCCCGUCACCGGAUACGCGGUCUACGCCGACGGCAAGAAGGUCACCGAGGUCGAGAGCCCGACGGGAGACCACGCGCUCAUAGACCUGACGAAGAUCCCCGGGUUCGAGCCCAAGCAGGUGACGGUACGGACGAAGAGCCGGGACAGCGUAUCGGGAGACUCCGUGCCCAGCCAGAUACCCAGCCACUUCGCAAGGGGACGAGGCCGAGGGAAGCUAGAAGAGGAAGAGGCCUUGUUGCACUCAGACAUGGACCGGCCGUCGGAGCUGUCUGACAUCGCCGAGGAGAGUGAGACUGAGUUGUCUGACGAGGACAUGCAUGCCGACGGCCACAAGCCCGGCCCGCACCACGGCCUCGGCGGCCCCCACCAUGGCCCGCCCGGCCCGCACCACGGCCCGCCCGGGGGGCCCCACCACGGCCCGUCGGGGCCAGGCGGGCUGCGGGACAGGCUGCUGGGCCGGCGCGGCGCCCCCGCGCCCGGCGUGCGGACGGACCACCUCGGCCAGACCAUCCUCGAGCACGAAGACAACCUCAGCGACAAGGAGAUCUACCCGGGUCACCAGCAGGGCCAGAUGGCCCCGCAGACAUCCAUCCCCGCCAUAGGCAAAGGCGUCUCCCGUGCCAGACAAAUAACCAAAGACCCCGCCAGCGAAAGCCACCCGCCGCUCGAGGACGACUACGAGGUGAGCCAGGGCGGCCGCGGGCGCUUCGACCCCCGCAGCGCGCCCCCGCGGUCGCACCUGGAGCGCGGGCGGCCACCUCCCCCGCCCCACCACAACCGGCCCAUGAUGCGCGACCCCAGGGACCCCCGGGACGUGCGGGACCCCCGCGACCCGCACUACCGCGACGGCCGCGACCCCAGAGACCCCCGCGACAGACGGGACCCCCACAUGCGGGACCCGCACGUCCACCGGGACCCCAGGGACCCGAGGGACAUGCGCGACCGCUACGAGGGCGACGGGCGGCACCGGGGCGAGUACGGGCGCGACUACCCCGGCGGCAGAGGCGAGGGGCGCGGCGGCGGCGGGCGCGGCGGCGGCGGCCAGGGGGACCAGCACACGCGCAUCUUCGUGGCGCUGUUCGACUACGACCCGCCCACCAUGAGCCCGAACCCCGACGCCUGCGACGAGGAGCUGGGCUUCCGCGAGGGCCAGCUCAUCCAGGUCACCGGAGACAAGGACCCCGACGGCUUCUACUGGGGCGAGCUGGGCGGCAGGCACGGAUACGUCCCCUGCAACAUGGUGUCCGAGGUGCAGGUUGAUGAUGACCGCGUGGCCCAGGAACUGCUAAAAGAGUCAGACGGAGGACGGCGAAGGAGGGAUGGCUCAGUGGGCCGACGGCACCAAGGUGACCGCUGGGGGGACAUCUAUGCGAACAUGCCUGUCAAGAAGAUGAUAGCCAUGUAUGACUAUGACCCCCAAGAGCUCUCACCCAAUGUCGACUCUGAGGUGGAGCUGUCAUUCCAAACGGGCGACAUCAUCUACGUGUAUGGUGACAUGGAUGAUGACGGCUUCUACAUGGGUGAACUGGGAGGCCACAGGGGGCUUGUGCCUUCUAACUUCCUGCAGGAUGCACCCCAGGACUACGCCGAUGAUCACAGGUCGCGCCGUGAUACCUUAGACCCCCGCGAUCGAGCUCCUCCCCCGGGUCAGUCAGGGCGAGGUCCCGGCCCGGGCGCACAUGGCCCACCACCACCUCCGCGCCCAGACCAGCGAGACCGCAGGAAAGAUACCCGCUCAGUAACUAGUAGAUCAGUCUCUAGUGCACAGGAUAUGAGGGGGGCCCAGGGGGGCCAGGGGGACCACCACCAAGACCACGGCACCACCACCGGGGAGAGAGGCUGUAGGUCGGUGUCCCGCGAGAGGGGCGCCGCCGCCACCACCGCCAAGACCUCCGCUGCGCCCACCGCCAGCACCGCCGGCGCCGCCUCCACCACGAGCGCCUCUACCGCGGCGCGCGCCAAGAUGAACGGCAUGGAUCUGCUGGACGAGGACGUGGACAGCGCGCCCGCCAUCUCGUCGGCGGACCUGGACCAGCUCAUGGAGGACUUCGACCUGAAUGACCCCGAGGAGGAGGAGGCCAUCAAGCAGAGCGAGGCGGCGAAGGCGGCCGAGGCGGCGGCGGCGGCGGCGAAGGAGGCCGAGACCAAGGAGGAGAAGCCCGGCGGCCUGGCGGGCGCGCUGCCGGGCGGGCUGGGCGCUGGCCUGUCGGGCAUCCCGAACCCAAUGGGCGAGGGCAACAUCAUGGGCAAGCUGGGCGACCUGGCCACGCAGAACCCCGUCACGGACGUCAUGUCCAAGGGCAAGGACUUCCUGUUCAAGAAGUUCGGCCUAUGAGAGCCAGCGGGAGCCAGGGCGCUCUUGCCUGCGCUCGCGCUCAGCCGCUGCGCCGCCGCCGGCCGGAGACGAUGCCAAAGGGAAAAGGAACAAGUCCAUUUUCAAAGUGCCGAAAGUUACCCCUUAACGACGUCUAUAUUCAUAGGCAAUGCUAGACGAACUUCUCCCUCGUUUUGUAUCGUAACACAACAGUCUCUUAUGGUUCACUAUUUUAUAUCCCCUGGAUGGCAUUGCAGCUGUACAGUGCAACAUGACCAAUUUGUACUCUGCUUCUGAAUGACGCACUGGUCGUCGCCAUCCCCCCCCCCCCCCCCUCGGACAAGAGCUGUACGCACGUCACGCAAGUCUCGCUGUCAAGCUCA
Messenger RNA from Penaeus monodon (black tiger shrimp), 9788 nucleotides. RefSeq lists its product as uncharacterized. Gene Ontology annotation, biological process: neuromuscular synaptic transmission. Gene Ontology annotation, molecular function: protein binding. The record is from RefSeq and is a predicted model, not a curated record. NCBI's taxonomy places the organism in Eukaryota, Metazoa, Arthropoda, Malacostraca, Decapoda, Penaeidae.